Messenger RNA from Symbiodinium pilosum, 263 nucleotides. The record is from the annotation of a GenBank genome assembly. Lineage: Eukaryota; Dinophyceae; Suessiales; Symbiodiniaceae.
AUGCUUCAAGAGAGGCAUGCGGUCGGGGAAGAGUCCAAUCCACCCUGGGCCGUGGUGCUGUAUGGCCUGAGCGCCACCUUGCAAGGAUUCACGAUGAUGUUUCAAGAGCGUGCCACCCGCGCGCCCAGCGAACUCCGCCCGGCAACGGCGCUUUUCUGGUACAACCUGUAUUGCUGCGGCACCGCCUUGCUGACUAUUCCACUGGAGGCAGUUCCUUAUUUGAACGGAACUGGGACUGGCCGCUCUCUGGGCGACGCUUUUCA